AUGAUAUAUCCGGAACUGACGCCGACCCCAUUGACGAUUCUCUGUGCAUUUGGCAUACCUGUUGAAGAUCUUGCCUUCGAGACUGUCAUCUCUGGCUAUGCACUUCGAAUGCAAUACUUUCUGCCUAACAACGCGUCGCAAUCUCUUCCUGAUCGGCGGCACAAAGGUGACAUCAACUUAGGCUCCACGUAUCGUUGGAUCGUUUACCGUGGCAUCGAAAUGGUGCUCCAGCAUUUGGGUGUACCAGGUCACGAAUGUCUUUUGCGAGUAAUCUGCGAACAUGCUGCGAUACCCUUAACCCAUGAGAGUGGAUUACUUGGAGAAUUGCUUCACAUUAUCUUGACUCCGUCGACCUCAAUGGAUACGUUGGGAGUGGCGCCGGAUCGUGUUUAUCAGACAGCAGAACGUGUUGGCAGACGAGGAGGCAACUGUGAUUUGCUCUAUGCCAGAAAAUGCCCAAGAUCACCCAUGAACUUGAUAAGCAUACUACUGAAAGUGAACAAAUAA
Drosophila nasuta is the source of this 507-nucleotide messenger RNA. RefSeq lists its product as uncharacterized. The transcript has a single exon. The coding region runs from base 1 to 507 and encodes 168 amino acids. Lineage: Eukaryota; Metazoa; Arthropoda; Insecta; Diptera; Drosophilidae. The record is from RefSeq and is a predicted model, not a curated record.